Molecule: messenger RNA, 943 nt
Organism: Scophthalmus maximus (turbot)
Lineage: Eukaryota; Metazoa; Chordata; Actinopteri; Pleuronectiformes; Scophthalmidae
Product: COP9 signalosome complex subunit 9
Exons: 3
Coding region: 130-336 (68 amino acids)
Biological process (GO): negative regulation of protein neddylation
Source: RefSeq, a predicted model, not a curated record
UUUUCACCGCCGAACCAGCUUGAGUGGCUCAUGAAGCGCAGUAGCUUCUGCAGCUGAGAGAGAAGCGGACGAAAGUCUGACCGACACCAACAUCACUGUAUCACAUAGUAUUUAUUUUUUUAUUCAUCUAUGCCUCUAAAGGACCAGUCGAACUCCACCGCCAUGAAACCAGCAGUGGACGAGAUGUUUCCCGAAGGCGCUGGACCCUACGUGGAUCUGGACGAGGCUGGGGGAAGCACAGGACUGCUGAUGGACCUGGCUGCCAAUGAAAAGGCAGUUCACUGUGACUUCUUCAACGAUUUUGAAGAUCUGUUUGAUGACGAUGACAUCCUCUGAAAGAUUAACGUGUCUUCCUUAGGAAUAAUGGAUGAUCUUCACGUUCCAGCUCCUUGCCACUUUUUUUUUUUUUGUGGAAAGCAAACCAGCUAUUAACUGUUUAAUGACAUACAAUUUCCUUUCAUAGUUGUCCUAGUUUCAGGCUUUUUUAAAACAUCUUUAAAAAGCCGUCACCGGCUCCAGAUGUUUGCGGAAUUCUCAAGAUCCCAGGGAUUCCUUCAUAUAUGGUAUGUUAAAAUUAUGAGCCUGUAUCGUGCUCGUGUCUUUGGCUGCUUCUGAACUGGAUUGCAGGUUUCAGUGUGCCGGAGAACACCUGUUAGGAGCGUAAUUAUACAUGUGAUGGGCAGAGGCACCACAUGCCGUCGCCCUUAAACAUGCUGCAGAUGGUAUAUGAUAAGUGAUGGUCUGCUUAAAGUUGUUUAAAUUAUUUGUGUGCCAGCAUGUGAUAGUCACAUAUGUUCUGUGCGUUUGGUUUUAUUACAGUGUCUCCUGUUACGUCAUCAAUUUGUACAUACGUGUACAGCAGUUGUGCAACAACAUUUCUAUUUUUGUGAUGGAAGUGACUCUGGUUGAAACUGAAUAAAGAGCACUUUUUAUGUACAAAGCA